Prunus armeniaca (apricot) is the source of this 2235-nucleotide messenger RNA. The record is from the annotation of a GenBank genome assembly. NCBI's taxonomy places the organism in Eukaryota, Viridiplantae, Streptophyta, Magnoliopsida, Rosales, Rosaceae.
AUGUCCUCCAACACCCAUGGCCUCCCACUUCACACUCACAAGCCCUCUCGCCGAACCACCGCGAACCGCAUCUUCGCGGUGGUUUAUGCGUGUGCCACCUUAGCCUUACUUUCUCACCAUGCACUCUCUCUCCUCAACUCCACAACCCUCACCUCCUUCUUCAUCACCCUCACCUUCCUCAUCUCGGACUCUAUUCUUGCUUUCAUGUUCGCCACCACACAGUCUUUCCACAUGCGUCCGAUUUAUCGCAAGGAAUUCCCAGAAAACCUCAAAAGGGUCGUCGAAGAAUCGGAUUUUCCAGCACUGGACGUGUUCAUAAGCACUGCCGAUCCCUAUAAAGAGCCCCCAAUGAACGUUGUGAACACGGCCUUAUCGGUCAUGGCUUAUGAUUAUCCGAUACAGAAAGUUUCAGUGUACGUUUCGGAUGACGGGGGCUCGGCUCUGACUCUCUUUGCUCUCAUGGAGGCUGCCAAGUUUGCAAGCCAUUGGUUACCUUUCUGCAGGAACAACAACAUAGUUGAGUGCAGCCCGGAAGCUUAUUUUGCCAUAGAUCGUGAUUCUCACCUUUCUGAUCAAGUUGAGAAUAUUAAGGUGAUGUACAAAAGAAUGAAAGCGAGGGUUAAAAAUGUAAUUGAGAGAGGUAAAGUUGCCCAAGAAUAUAUAACCGGAGAAGAAGAAAUCCAGGCUUUUAGCAAAUGGACGGAGGAAUUUACACGCCAAGAUCACCCCACUGUCAUUCAGGUUUUAUUGGAGAGUAACAAAGACAAAGACAUCACAGGCAAUUUAAUGCCAAACCUAAUAUAUGUCUCGAGAGAAAAAAGCAAGACAUCAACCCACCAUUUCAAAGCUGGUGCGCUUAAUGUCCUGCUUCGAGUUUCAGCCAUCAUGACCAAUGCGCCAAUAAUUUUGACCCUAGAUUGUGACAUGCACUCUAAUGACCCUCAAACUGCACGUCGUGCGUUAUGCUAUAUAUUAGACCCUGAAGUUCGACCCAAGUUAGGCUAUGUCCAAUUUCCUCAGCUUUUUCGUGGCAUUAACAAAAACGACAUAUAUGCAUGCGAAUACAAGCGUCUGUUUCAAAUUGAUCCAAUGGGAAUGAAUGGGCUCUCUGGAUCAAAUCAUUUAGGAACAGGUUGUUUUUUCACUAGAAGAGCAUUUUUUGGAGGCCCCUCAAAUUUUUUGCCUCCUGAAAUCCCUCAGCUAAGUCCUAACAAGUUAGUGGACAAGCACAUUUGGUCUUCGGAGGUUAUGGAAUUGGCAUAUUGUGUUGCUGCUUGCAAUUAUGAGAACAAUACCAAUUGGGGCUUGAAGAUAGGUGUAAGGUAUGGCUCACUGGUAGAGGAUUACUUCACUGGCUAUCGUUUGCAGUGUGAGGGAUGGAAGUCAAUAUUUUGUCAUCCUGAUAGGGCAGCAUUUUAUGGAGAUAUCCCAAUCAACCUUGUUGAAGUGCUGAACCAAAACAAGCGAUGGGCCGUAGGCCUCCUUGAGGUGGCUUUCUCCAAGUUCAGUCCAAUCACAUUUGGCACUCGGGCCAUGGGCCCUUUGAUGGGCCUUGCUUAUGCUCACUCCGGAUUUUGGCCCAUUUGGUCAAUUCCAAUCAUCUCGUAUGCCUUCCUCCCCCAGCUAACUCUCCUCAAUGGAGUCACUAUCUUCCCGAAGGUUUUGGAGCCAUGGUUUCUCUUGUACGUGUAUCUUUUCCUCGGAGCAUACAUUCAAGACUUCCUAGACUUUGUGUUAGCCGGAGGAACAUUCUAUAGGUGGUGGAAUGACCAAAGGAUGUGGAUCAUUAGGGGACUCUCAAGCUACAUGUUUGGGUUCAUUGAGUUCUUGCUCAAGUACUCAGGCAUUUCCACACAUGGGUUUAAUCUGACAAGCAAAGUCCUUGACGAAGACCAAAGAAAAAGAUAUGAACAAGGGACCAUGGAGUUUGGUGUCUCAUCGCCCUUGUUUGUGCCCCUAACAAUGGCUGCCAUUGUCAACUUGGCUGCCUUCGCUUGGGGCCAUGUAGAGGUUUUCAGAGGCAACAAUAAUAAUCUGGAGGGAUUGUUUGUGCAGAUUUUUAUUGCUGGUUUUGGCGUAGUGAACUGCAUUCCAAUUUAUGAAGCCAUAAUUUUUAGGAGUGAUGGAGGAAAAAUUCCUAGAAAAACUAGCGUUGUUGCAACAUUUCUAGUAUUUCUUCUUUAUCUGGCAGCUCAUGUUACUCUAAGGAACUCAGCUGCCAAAAGUGUAUUUUAG